Rodentolepis nana is the source of this 438-nucleotide messenger RNA. The record is from the annotation of a GenBank genome assembly. NCBI's taxonomy places the organism in Eukaryota, Metazoa, Platyhelminthes, Cestoda, Cyclophyllidea, Hymenolepididae.
AUGUUUCCACAGGGAGCUGUCACAACCUGCACUCUUUUCAAUGUUGACAGGGAGCUGUCACAAGCUGCACUCUUUUCAAUGUCUUCAUCGAUGCUCAUCAUUGACAUAGCCGAAUUGGUACAGACAGUCACGGGCGUUAAGUGUUUACUUUAUGCAGAUGAUCUUGUUCUAUGGUAUUUUGCUUACUUUAUGCAGAUGAUCUGGUACUAUGGUAUUCCGGGCUUACUUUAUGCAGAUGAUCUUGUUCUAUGGUAUUCCGCCUACUUUACGCAGAUGAUCUGGUACUAUGGUAUUCCGCCCCCAAGGAAAAAUGCUAAGGAGAGGACAAAAAGUGCUCUUAAUAGUGCACUUAAACUACUAGCAAACUUGUGCGACAACAAUGGAAUGGUAAUUAACACCGCAAAAAAAUCGCUCUUAAUAGUGCACUUAAACUACUAG